Molecule: messenger RNA, 345 nt
Organism: Penicillium maclennaniae
Lineage: Eukaryota; Fungi; Ascomycota; Eurotiomycetes; Eurotiales; Aspergillaceae
Product: amidase
Exons: 3
Coding region: 1-345 (114 amino acids)
Source: RefSeq, a predicted model, not a curated record
AUGUUCACGGGACCUUGGCCAGUCGACCCAGAAUUGGAAACUUUUGAGAAAAUACAGAAGCUGCACGAAGCCCGAGCGAGGGUUAGUGAUGCCUGGUGUCAGAUUUGGGUUGAUCAGAAGCUGGACAUGGUUAUCGCUCCUGGGUCGCAGAACACAGCGACUGCUUUCGACACGUAUGGAUGGCCACCUUACACCCUGAUGUGGAAUUUGUUAGAUUAUCCUGCCUGUAUCAUUCCGUUCGGGAAGGCGUCCAAGGAGCUGGGUCCUGAGAAAAUGCAGACUGGUGAUGAUGUGCAACCUGAUUACCAUCCUGAUGAAGUCGAUGGUGCGCCUUGCGCAGUAUAA